UUCAGUCAAGACAAACAAAUCAAAGGCAACCUUUGCAAGGGCCGUCAAACAUUUAACAGCAUUUGCAACAGAAGCCAGAGCAAGAGAAAGAGCGCAAACGUGGGUUUUACCUAGGCAACAACAAUCUGGUGAUUCGAUAACACGGCAUCGCACUUUGACACCAGGUAAUUACGCGAACCGCGCACAGGUCACAAGCACAGAGAAGCCAGAAGUCCAGUUGCCGCAACAGCUCGCACUGCCAAGCAGUCACAGCCACCACAUCCGCUCGAAGCAACUGAGUUCUCGAAGCCCAAACAAUUGCCAUGGAAAGCCAACGCAACAACAGCCAGAAUCGUCGAGGUGCACGUCCGAGCGUGGGCUAUUUGCUGUUCCAGUAUCAAAGUGAGCUGACCCGGCGGCAUGCGGAGCCGACACGUUUGUCGCGGACCAAAAUCCACAUUAUCGACGGCCUCGUCUCGCGCACCAUACGCCAGCUGAAGCACUGCAGCGUCGAGGAGCUGCAGGCCUGCAAGCGGGAGCUCGUCUACAAGGAACAGCUGCGCGACGAGCUGCGCAGCAUGCGCCGACGCAAGAGCUCCAGCUUCAGCUCCUGUUCAAGUUCCAGCUUCGCAUCCGGCUCAGCUGAUCCGCCCGUGAGGAAGGCGCCCAGCACGCCGCCCAAGCCCCGUACCGCGUAUCAAACGAAAGUAACCAUCUUUGGCCCGGAAAUAUUCGUCUAGAUUUACGCAAUUUGUAUUUUAUUUUAUUAUUGUACAUUGAGUUCCAGUUUCGUAUUUUGACCUUAAUUGUUGACGAUUAAAAAUCAAAGAAUU
Molecule: messenger RNA, 812 nt
Organism: Drosophila novamexicana
Lineage: Eukaryota; Metazoa; Arthropoda; Insecta; Diptera; Drosophilidae
Exons: 2
Coding region: 303-719 (138 amino acids)
Source: RefSeq, a predicted model, not a curated record